Dipodomys ordii (Ord's kangaroo rat) is the source of this 2335-nucleotide messenger RNA. It is a transcript of the gene Slc28a1, whose product is annotated as solute carrier family 28 (concentrative nucleoside transporter), member 1. The transcript has 18 exons. Bases 61 to 2013 code for a protein of 650 amino acids. NCBI's taxonomy places the organism in Eukaryota, Metazoa, Chordata, Mammalia, Rodentia, Heteromyidae. Gene Ontology annotation, biological process: nucleoside transmembrane transport; uridine transmembrane transport; cytidine transport. The record is from RefSeq and is a predicted model, not a curated record. Gene Ontology annotation, cellular component: membrane. Gene Ontology annotation, molecular function: pyrimidine- and adenosine-specific:sodium symporter activity.
CCAGUCCCCUGCAGUGCGGCGUCCAGGCCACCUGUCACCAGACCCUGGACGGUCCAGCCCAUGGCAGAGGCCUUCUCCCUGGCGCCCGCGGCCCGCGGCCUGGACAACAUGGGGGCCGAGUUCUUGGAAAGAAUGGAGGAAGGCCGGCUCCCGGGCGGCGACCCAAGGCCCGCACAGCCGCAGGUCGGGGAUGGCUGGAGUGCCGUGCACCCCGGGCCCUCCUCCCGGUGGAGAAGCCUGCAGCCGGUUCAGAGAGCCAGAAGCUUCUGCCAGGAGCAUGCCCAGCUGCUGCGCUGGGUGGUCACAGGCCUGCUCUGCACGGCCUACGCGGCCUUCCUGCUGGUGGCCUGCCUUCUGGACGUGCACAGGGCCCUGGCGCUGCUGGUCCUUACGGGCCUGGCCCUGGUCUUCCAGGCCCACAGCCUGCUGAAGAGGCUUCUGGGGCCGAGGCUGGGCAGGUGCAUGGCGUUCCCAUGUGUGGGCCCCCCCAGAGGUUCCCGUCUGAGCCUCUGGUUUAAGAGGGGUGUGGCGCUGGCUGCCGCCGUGGGCCUGGUCUUGUGGCUGUCUCUGGACACGUCCCAGCGGCCGGAGCAGUUGGUCUCCUUCGUGGGGAUCUGCGUGUUCGUCCUCUUCCUCUUUGCCUGCUCCAAGCACCGCCGUGCUGUGUCCUGGCGCGCCGUGGGCUGGGGCCUUGCACUGCAGUUUUUGCUCGGACUCUUCGUCAUCCGAACAGAACCUGGAUUCGUUGCCUUUCAGUGGCUUGGGGAGCAGAUCCAGGUGUUCCUGAGCUACACCGAGGCCGGCUCCAGCUUCGUGUUUGGGGAGGCGCUGGUGAAGGAGGUCUUUGCCUUUCAGGUCUUGCCCAUCAUCGUCUUCUUCAGCUGCGUCAUGUCGGUGCUCUAUUACCUGGGCCUCAUGCAGUGGGUCAUCCUGAAGAUUGCCUGGCUAAUGCAGUUCACCAUGGGAACCACAGCCACGGAGACCCUGAGUGUGGCGGGAAACAUCUUUGUGAGCCAGACGGAGGCUCCUCUGCUGAUCCAGCCCUACUUGGGGGACAUGACGCGGUCGGAGGUGCACGCCGUCAUGGUGGGGGGCUACGCCACCAUCGCCGGCAGCCUGCUGGGUGCCUACAUCUCCUUCGGGAUCGACGCUGCCUCUCUCAUCGCGGCCUCUGUGAUGGCGGCCCCGGGCGCCCUGGCUCUCUCCAAGCUGGUCUACCCCGAGGUGGAGGAGUCCAAGUUCAGGAGUGGGGAAGGGGUGGAGCUGAGCUCCGGAGCUGCUCAGAACCUGGUGGAGGCAGCCAGCAGCGGGGCCGCCGUCUCCGUCAAGGUCGUGGCCAACAUUGCCGCCAACCUCAUCGCCUUCCUGGCUGUGCUGGCCUUCGUCAACGCCGCCCUCUCCUGGCUGGGCGCCAUGGUGGACGUGCAGGGGCUCAGCUUCCAGCUCCUCUGCUCCUACGUCCUGCGGCCGGUGGCCUUCCUGAUGGGCGCCGCCUGGGAGGACUGCCCCCUGGUGGCCGAGCUGCUGGGCAUCAAACUGUUUCUGAACGAGUUCGUGGCCUACCAGAGGCUGUCGGAGUACAAGCAGCGCCGCCUGGCGGGGGCUGAGGAGUGGGUCGGCGGCACCAAGCAGUGGAUCUCGGUGAGAGCGGAAAUCCUCGCCACCUUCGCCCUCUGCGGGUUUGCCAACUUCAGCUCCAUCGGGAUCAUGCUGGGGGGCCUGACCUCCCUGGCCCCCCAGCGCAGGGGCGACUUCUCCCAGAUCGUGCUGCGGGCGCUGCUCACGGGGGCCUGCGUGUCUCUGGUGAACGCCUGCGUGGCGGGGGUCCUGUACGUGCCCAGGGGGGCAGAGGUGGACUGUGCGUCCCUCCUCAAUAGCACCCUCAGCAGCAGCAGCUUUGAGGUGUAUCAGUGCUGCCGUGAGGCCUUCCAGAGCCUAGAGCUCGGCCCUGCGCUGGGCCCGCAGGCCCUGAGCAACUGCUGCCGCUUCUACAACCACACGGCCUGCGCCUAGCGAGGGGCCCCCUCCGCACGCCUGUCCUCACCCUCCCUGCGCCCCUCCUCCAGGAGACCCCUCUUCACCUGCCCCCCCCACCGGUGGGAAGGGUGUGGGGGGAUGGGGGAGAGGCCCCUCCCUCUCCUGCCCCGCCUCCAGCAGCUCCUGGUCACACCUCCUCUCCCCCCUCUCUCCCCCGCACUCCUGGACCUCUGCCCUAGGGUGCCCCCCCCCAGGCUUCCCAAGCAGGGUCCCGGAACACUGGGAGCAGCGUCCAGCAGUGCAGGGCUCCAAGGCCCGAGGCCGCUCCGUUCAGGAAGUGCGGGGCUAAAUAAAGUGA